AGUACAUCGUUGAGAAACACUGCUACACACAGCGGUUCCUCCAUUAGAGAAAAAUGGUGCCUGUGCUAAUCUUCAUUGUAGCUCUCCCUAUAAUCCUCUUCUUCUUCCUUCAAAAACACAAAUCCGUGAAGAACGUUCGUCUCCCUCCCGGUCCCAAAGGACUUCCCUUAAUUGGUAACCUACACCAGCUUGAUAACUCAAACCUUCCUCGUUAUCUAUGGCAACUCUCCAAACAAUAUGGUCCUCUUAUGUCCAUGAGGUUUGGUUUUAAGCCAGCAAUUGUAAUCUCAUCUGCCAAGAUGGCUAAGGAGGUACUCCAAACUCACGAUCUUGUAUUUUGUAGUAGGCCGACAUUACGUGGCCAGCAAACUUUGUCCUACAAUGGAGUAGACUUGGCUUUUGCACCAUAUGGUGCUUACUGGAGGGAGAUGAGGAAGAUUUGUGUUGUUCAUCUCUUUAGCUCUAUUAGAGUGCAAACUUAUCGUCCCAUUCGAGAAUAUGAAGUGUCUCUCAUGCUUGGAAAGAUAUCGAAAUCAGUUAAUGCUUCCAAGCCUGUUAAUUUGACUGAAGCAUUGAUGUCUCUUGCAAAUCAUAUAAUCUGUAGAAUUGCUUUGGGCAAGAGAUAUGAGGAUGAAGGAGUUGAAAGAAGUAGAUUUCAAAGUCUACUGAAUGAAGUUCAAGCCUUGUUUGUAACUAACUUUUUCUCAGAUUGUUUUCCUUUCAUGAGCUGGCUCGAUAGGCUCACUGGACAACUCUCUCGUCUCAAUAAAAGUUUCGUAGAAUUCGAUAAAUUCUACAAUGAAAUCAUACAGGAGCACCUUGAUCCAAGGAGGCCAAAACCUGAACAAUACGACAUUCUUGAUGUCCUACUUCAACAAUGGAAGGAGCAAUCAUUCAAGGUCGAUGUCACUUUAGAUCACAUCAAAGCAGUGCUCAUGAACGUAUUUGUUGCGGGAACAGACACGAGCGCAGCCACAGUGGUUUGGGCCAUGACCUUCCUGAUGAAGAAUCCGAGAACUAUGAAGAAGGCACAAGAAGAAAUCAGAAACUUAUUAGGAAAGAAAGAUUUUGUCAACGAAGAUGAUCUUCAACGACUCCCAUAUCUUAAAGCAGUGGUGAAAGAGAUCAUGAGAAUUCAGUCAAUAGUUCCACUACUCAUCCCCAGAGAAUCAAUUGGAAAGUGUAAUCUAGAUGGGUAUGAAGUACCAGCAAAAACGUUGGUUUUUCUGAAUGCAUGGGCAAUUGGAAGGGAUCCUGAAGUUUGGGAAAACCCAGAAGAGUUUUACCCUGAGAGAUUCGUUGGCAGUUCAAUCGACUUCAAAGGCCAAGAUUUUGGGCUAAUACCAUUUGGAGGUGGUAGAAGAAUUUGUCCUGGUUUAUCAAUGGGAAUCGCCACUGUGGAGCUUUCGCUUGCUAAUCUUCUUUACAAAUUUAACUGGGAAAUGCCGGCUGGGAUGAAGAAGGAAGACAUAGACACCGAUGUGCUUUCCGGCAUUACGGUGCAUAAGAAAAAUGAUCUGUUUCUCAUGGCUAGAGACUGUUUUUGACGACCAAGAACAUAUCUCUUCAAUGUUUAAGUGUAAUAUGUGAUUUGUUUCCAAGUGUCUUUCUUCAAGCAAUGACACUGAGAAUUACGUUUUAAAUUAAAU
Tripterygium wilfordii is the source of this 1649-nucleotide messenger RNA. RefSeq names its product cytochrome P450 83B1-like. Bases 54 to 1547 code for a protein of 497 amino acids. The transcript has 2 exons. Gene Ontology annotation, molecular function: oxidoreductase activity, acting on paired donors, with incorporation or reduction of molecular oxygen; heme binding; iron ion binding. NCBI's taxonomy places the organism in Eukaryota, Viridiplantae, Streptophyta, Magnoliopsida, Celastrales, Celastraceae. The record is from RefSeq and is a predicted model, not a curated record.